Molecule: messenger RNA, 1300 nt
Organism: Meriones unguiculatus (Mongolian gerbil)
Lineage: Eukaryota; Metazoa; Chordata; Mammalia; Rodentia; Muridae
Product: vomeronasal type-2 receptor 26-like
Exons: 5
Coding region: 230-772 (180 amino acids)
Biological process (GO): G protein-coupled receptor signaling pathway
Cellular component (GO): membrane
Molecular function (GO): G protein-coupled receptor activity
Source: RefSeq, a predicted model, not a curated record
CUCCACUUGGAUUUGCUAUUUAUUUCAGGGAGAAAAAUAUGUAUCUAUUUGCAUUUUUCUACAUGCAGAGAUACAGUUAGACCAGCAUGGUUUAUUGAAGAGGCUGUCUUUUUCCAUUGUACGGUUCCGGCUUCCUUGUCAAAAAUCAAUUGACCAAAGAUGUUCAUUAUUGAGAGGUUGUAGUGGUGGAUUUUUCUUUCGCCUCCUCCUACAACCUGUGUAUGCAUCGAUGGAGUUUCCUCUGUUCACUUGUGGUUAUAAAGGAGAGACCAACACCUACAUGGAGGCAGAUGUUAACCUCGCUACAUUUAUUCCCAUUUCCAUCCCACUUGAUCUAUCACAAUACCUCCAUAUCCUUUUUGACAGAAAACCAACUCUACUAUGGAAGUUCGACCUAGUGACUUGGAGAAACUAUCAAUAUUUGCUGACCUUAUACUUUGCCAUUGAAGAGAUAAAUAAGGACUCAAACCUGCUUCCCAAUAUGACCUUGGGUUCCCACAUCUACAAUGCUUUUAAUUCUAACAAAAUAACCUUGGAGGACCCUCUGAUAUGGCUGUCUGGAAGGAGUGAGUAUAUCCCUAAUUACAAGUGCAACACUCAAUACAAACCUCUAGGAAUCAUUUCAGGAAACAAGCCGGAAUUUUCUGCUGCAAUUGCAACACUUUCAGAGCUCUACAAUGUCCCACAAGCUACACUGAAGAAAUGCAUAGCAUCUAUCAGCACACAUUACUACAAACAGAAAAUGCCUGGUGAGCACAAGAGUCAGCAAUAAUCAAGAUUAAAAAACCUACACGGUAACUCUCAUUGUUAUCACUCAGUUAAACAAUUCAUAAUUGUAGUUUAAGCUAAUGUAAUAAAAAAUAAAGACAAUAAUUUACAUCUGUCUGAGUUUUGUCUCUAUUGAGAGGGAUGAUACAAUAACCCCUGGCAAUGAGGCCCCAGGUAAUCACAACUUGAAUAAUUUUAACUUGGGAAACUGAAUCUCUGAAAACUGUUAGUCUCUUUCCAUAUUUGCUUUCCUAAAAGUGAAGGUUCUCAGAGGUGUUAUGAGAAUAGAAAAUACCUGUUAAUGCCUUCUGCAGUUUUCUCUACAUCAGAUAUUCUUUUGCAUUGUUAUUGUAGCAAGAGAGAUCUAUCAUUCCUUUCAAGCCAAUGAACAGCUUAUUGUUUACCUCUUGGCUGCUUCAGACACCUCAGUAACUUUGGAGCUUAUGGUAUUUGUAAAAGACUGUAUAGCACCACAUAAUUUCGGGACAAGCUAAUCUCACAGAAGACAUCCUCCUUAACAAUAGUCAGUCCU